Molecule: messenger RNA, 3895 nt
Organism: Gadus morhua (Atlantic cod)
Lineage: Eukaryota; Metazoa; Chordata; Actinopteri; Gadiformes; Gadidae
Gene: sycp2l
Product: synaptonemal complex protein 2-like
Exons: 25
Coding region: 58-2613 (851 amino acids)
Source: RefSeq, a predicted model, not a curated record
CUGUGAUAAACCUCAUUAACCUAAUCACUGAGAGGCGGCGGAACUUGUGAGGCAAACAUGGAUAAAGAGAAUACAGCGAGGCUGUUUGAGCUGAGUUUUGAGGACUACCUGAUCCAGAAGGACUGUUCAGGUCUGGCCCUGAGGAUGCAGGAGGAGGGGCUAGAUCACGUACUGGUGAUCCGACUGGACAAGAUGGUAACCAAGGAGCUGGCUGAGGAGGGGUUCAUGAGCGCCACACUGCUGCUCAAGGCUUUAGGGCGCAUCUCGGAGAAGAAGGAAGACCUGCAUCAUCUGUUGGAGCACGGACUCGGACCGAAGGUGUUGUUCUGGUUUGAAACCGUCGGCGGACUCCUGGGUUCUGAGGGCUACCGAAACACCGGCCCUCUGCAGAACCUUGCCGAUGAGUUCUAUGACUACUUCCUGCUCCUCGGACAGCCUUCCCUUCACGUGUCAGCUUUCCUGCUCUCUACAAUACUCGCCCAGUUAGCCAGGCUGGUUUUGAAUCCGGUAAUCGCCUUCUCUCCCCGUUUAGAGGCUAUUAGGACAUACAACACUCUUCUAGAGUCUCUCAACAGAGAGGAAAGGAAACGGCUGCAAGUUGAUAUAAAUCAGCACAGAAUACUCGGUGAGCUUGCAGCUUCAAUUCUGACAGUGGGAGACUAUGAGUUCCAGGUCAGCAUCUCGGAGGCACUAUGCCGCAUGACCCCCGCAAAGGACAGAGAGCAGAGGGCGAAGGACUGGUUCUACGACCAGGAUAUCAUCGAUGCCUUCUGCCGGAUCCGAGACAAAGACUUUGAAGUGGACUGUCGAUUAUUCCUCAAUUAUAUCAACUGUUGCCAAGGAAACCAGAGGAGGGUUUAUACAUUUCCUUGUCGCCGAGCCUUCCUUGGAAAUACUGAGCUGUUUAGUCCAAAGGAUGACAAGCUUGACCGGUUCUGGAUCGACUUCAACCUGGGCUCAGAAUGCAUCAGCUUUUUCAUUGACGAUCAGCAGGGCUUUCUCUGGGUCUCAGUCCACCUCCCAAAGCAUGGGGUUGAAAGCUACACCCUCUACUCUCAACAAAACGAGCUCGACGAGGAGGAGACGGUGGUCCGCCUGGAGCUGAGCCGGCCGGUGGUCCACCUGAACAGCGGGGAGAUGCGGGUCCGGCUCUCCUUCAGCCCCCAGCACCACUCGCUCGUGCUGGAGGCCUUGGGCAAAGUGUUCGGCCCGCCACCGUCCCAGGAAACGCCGGGCUUUCUUCAAAUGAAGGACGGAGAAGAGGAGGUCUUGACCCCCAGUCGAGGUGGCAGGACCUACUACAAGAAGAAACCGAAGAGCAAGAGCAAACUGAAGAUUCUCCCGCUUUCGUCCGCCAGCAGUGAAGACGGGUCUACUCCAUCAAGGCCUCUCUCUGCAAGCACUCCAAGCAAAGCAGAGAUUCUGUUCGACCAGAUUAUAAAAAUGCUUCCAAAAGACAAGACGCAGCCCUUACAGACCUUGAAUGACUCGGGUCUGACUGAAGGCUCUCGACCAGAGCUCAGUGCCGAGGGACCGGACCUGGACCCGGAGGGGACUGAGGACCGUGGCCUGGACCUACUGUGGAUUGAGGACCCUGGGCAGACCGAGGACAUCGACUUGGACCAAGAGUGGACUGAAGACCUUGGGCAGACCGCGGACAGUGGCGUGGGCCUAGAGAAGUCUGAGGACCGUGACCCGGAGCCAGGGCGGACUCGGGAGCCAGGGCGGACUCGGGAGCCAGGGCGGACUCGGGAGCCAGGGCGGACUGCGGACAGUGGCGUGGGCCUGGAGCAGUCUGAGGACCGUGACCCGGAGCCAGGGCGAACUCGGGGGGAGCCUGGGCGGACCCGGGAGCCAGGGCGGACUGCGGACUCUGACUUGGACCCGGCGAGGACUACGAGGGGCUUGGACCCGGGGCGGACUACGAGCGGCCUGGACCCGAGGCAGACUGCGGACCCGGGGCGGACUGUGGUCCGUGACCUGGACCCGGGGCGGACUGUGGACUGUGGAGACUGUGGCGUUUCUGUGAACCAGAACGUUCUCAACACUCCCAGGAAGAGGACGUCAUCCAGAACCGAACCACCAAUAGGGGCGUCUUGUCCCAAGAAGAAGGCGUGGUCUAUUCCUGUGGGGGAGGAGCCAGGCCCAUCACUCAAAGACGUUCCGGUCGAGGCCGGUUCAGACCAGCAGGCCAGCAUCGUGCCGGACUUCAGCAACCUUGCCAGACAGCUGCAGGACAGCAUGGCUGCCGCUACACAACGAUGCUGCCAGCGGGUUGAAGGUCAGGUGGUGGAGUCUUUCACAGAGGGCCAACAAAAUGUUUCUUCUCUGCUGAUGGCUGUACAGCAACACAGGCUGCGCCUGCUCCAGAGGUUUGAGAGGAGGGUGGUGGACGAAAUGAGGCAACUGCAGGAAAGCUUUCAAAGCCUUUCAAACAUGGAGACCGAGUUACUGAGCUUCGUAAGAACCGAAAUGCAGUCUUUGGCUUCGUUCUGCGACCGACAGCAGAGUGGGCUGGCGUCCCUGGAUUAUAAAAACCAAGACGAAGAGGACGAAGAGGACGGCGUGGAGAGGAAGAAUGGAGGAGAGGGCACAGACACUGAAGAGGCCUAGAGUUCAGCACAGACCUCCAACUAGUUAUCAAAUAGUUUGAUUGGUUCUCCACAAUGAUAAAAUAGUUCUCCAUCGUCACGUUGACUGAAUUCUCCACCUUCAUCAUUUCGAAAAAAAACAAAUGAUUUGUUUUCUCUGCUUAUAAAUGUGUUUACAGUUUGGAAUCUGUCUCCUAUGUGAGUUGCCUCUAAAGUAACAGAAGUGACUCCAACCCUGUGGUUCGUUCCACUGCAAAUUUUGUGGAAAUAAAUAAUUCCUCAUGGACUGUAACACAGCCUCUGCAACACUACAUGGCAGUGUUUCACGGGCUGAAGAUGAUGGACCACAAUGCCGCGUUUCCACUGCAGGGUGCUGUACGGUUCGGUUCGCCUCAGUCCGGGAGGGAGGGGGCGGUAUAACCCAGCUCAGUUCCGCGGUCGCGUUUCCAUCGCCGACAGUACCCUAUAUGGUAGGUCGGAUGUCGAUCGCCGCGGUAGCUACGUAAACAACGUCUUCCUCCCCAAGAAUGCAGAGGAACGUCUCCACCUUGGCCCAAGCAAGCAUUUUACGCGACGUGUUCAUUGUAAAGAAUAAUACCUCGAGGCUACUGUUUGUUUGUUCUUAUCCCCACGUCGCCCGGAAGUGACGGUUCUGUCUACCAAUCAACGGAGGGGGUGGGUAGCUCGAAUUUUCCGGUACCCUUUCAUGGGUCUAGUCUCGUUUUCAGUACCCCAACGGAGGGCAUGAAAACGAGGGCAAAACCAGUACGGCUCAGUCCGGGUCACGCCCUCUUUUGGCGGUGGAAACGCAAUCCGUACCGCACCCUGCAGUGAAAACGCGGCGUAAGACAACCAACGCUGCAGUGAAUUUCAUAAAUUGUGACAAGAUAUUUUUGGGUGUAUGAACGCGUUACAAUUACAAGUAACGCAAAAUUAGUAAAAAAAUGCUUUUUGAAGUCUGUAAUUUACUCUUACUCGAGUGAAUACUUGAUCUAGAAUUCUCUUCUCUCUACUCAAUCACAUUUUCAUUUGUGCCUUCAUUAAAAUUAAUAUCUUGAUAAACACAUUAUCCUCGUCGACUGUAAUACAAGCGUACACGUAGCGAAGCGACGCGCCCUCCCUCGGUUGCAAUAUUGUUGCAUUCCAUAGCUGAGGAGAUUAGUAGGCUGAAUCGCAAUCGCGUCAAGACAAAUCUGAUAGGCCAAUAAGCUAACCAAGCCAUCCUGUGUAGUGUUCCUACAAAGCACUUGCCUUUUUUCAUGCGUCAAUUUGAUUGACAUAAAAUUCAUUUUGUUGUAUGGAUG